Molecule: messenger RNA, 1512 nt
Organism: Owenia fusiformis
Lineage: Eukaryota; Metazoa; Annelida; Polychaeta; Sabellida; Oweniidae
Source: the annotation of a GenBank genome assembly
UUGAUGUAGUCAUCACUAGUUUUGUGAUUUUACGAGAUAACUACCUGUACUUGUUGCGUUUUUUUGAUACGCCCUGCCUAUUUAGUAUUACUUUAAAUGUAUCAGUGGAGGAUCAAAAGUUGCCCAAUCUGAAGUUAAUUGUCUCAAGUACCAGGACGUUGGUCUUGUUAUCGCAACUGUAGUUCCACAAGUUGGAAAUUAUUAUUUUGAGUCGAUAUCAGAUCCGCCAUUGCCACCACUGAAUGAUGGUGGGCAUGGUUUCGCUAAAUCGACUAAUUGUCUAACUAUGAAUGGUGUUCGCUAUUGCGAAUAAAAGUAACUGUUCUUGAUAGAAAAGGAUCAGGAAAUGAGUGGAUUAGAUCUACACUUUGUUGAUCUGCUGAGUUAUAUUUAUCCAGACACGGGUGAUGUGUCAAAGUAACAGAACAUUGCAUGGUAAAACUGCAAUUGUGACUGGAGCUAAUUGUGGUAUCGGUAAAACCACCGCCUUUGAGCUAGCAAAGCGGGGAGCUCGAGUGAUACUUGCGUGUAGGGAUGUGAACAAAGCAAACCAGGCUGCUGCGGAUAUAUUGAAGAGCUUUAAAAAUGCUGAUUUAAUUGUCAAACAUUUAGAUUUGGCAUCUUUGGCAUCCGUGCGGAAGUUUGCAGAAGGUAUUAUUACUGAGGAAAAACACUUGGAUAUAUUGGUUAAUAAUGCUGCUGUUUUUGGAUGUCCCAAAUCCAGUACAGAGGAUGGAUUUGAGAACCAUUUUGCCGUGAAUCAUUUGGGUCCAUUUCUCCUCACAAAUCUGUUAUUGGACCUGCUGAAAUCAUCAGCCCCAAGUAGAGUCGUCAUUGUAUCUUCAGGGUUAGCAAAGCGUGGAAAGGUUGAAUUUGAUAAUCUGAAUGGUGAACGGGAUUACACCAAACGUUACCCUAACACUAAACUAAUGAAUAACCUUUUUGCUAGAGAGCUCCAUCAUGUUCUUAAUGGUGAAUCAAAGGAGGUGAAAUCUGGUGUCGGAGUACAUUGUUUACACCCAGGUGUGGUGAAUACCAGCUUAGGGAGAUACAUGAUUCCAUAUUAUCUUAAACCUCUGGCGAUUCCUUUGAUGUAUUUACUUUUAAAGACACCCACCGAGGGGUGCCAGACUACUCUAUAUUGCUCCAUUGCAGAAGAGCUUGAUAAUGUAUCAGGCUGUUACUAUGGUAACUGUAAACAAGAGCCUUGGGGCGAGGCAUCGAAUGACAUGGCUGUUGCUAGGAAACUGUGGGAACAUAGUGAGAAACUUGUUGGAUUAAACUGAUGAAUAAUUUAUACAAUUCAGUGCAGAAUACAAAAUUUAUAAAUACAAGGUGAAAUACAAUUGUGGAAUGAUUCAUGUUAAGAGCUUGUGCACAGCUUACAUUAAAGGAAUUGAGAUAGCCAAGUACAUAUAUUAAUAAAAUACUUCUAUAUAGCAUCAGACCAACUGACUACUGGACAAAAUGAAAGCUAUAUGAACAGACGAAUGAGCAUUUUACAUAGUCUGG